AUGAACGGUGUUAAGAUGAACCUGAGCGACCCAAACCCUAAAUCCGUCUGCAGCAAAUUCACCCCUCCGCUGAACGUGAAACUUUCUAACUUGCCCAACACCGUCGACUGGAGAACUCAGGGUUACGUAACGCCAAUUAAAGAUCAGGGUCAGUGCGGUUCCUGCUGGUCAUUCUCUACAACUGGUUCCUUGGAAGGCCAUAACUUCAAGAAGACUGGAUCUCUCACUUCCCUGUCCGAGAAAAACCUGAUGGACUGCUCCGCGAAGUAUGGUAACCACGGUUGCCAGGGCGGUUUGAUGGAUCAGGCUUUUGCUUACGUCAUUGCCAACGACGGCAUUGACACCGAGACAUCAUACCCAUACCAGCCAGUUAAUGGCAAAUGCAAGUUCAACCCUUCCAACGUUGGAGCCACAGAGAAGAGCUGCAUGGAUAUAAAGGCGGGGGCAGAGGAUGACCUUCAGGCCGCCGUAGCAACCGUGGGGCCAAUCUCCGUUGCUAUUGACGCCAGUCACCCAUCCUUCCAGUUCUACAAGUCUGGACUGUAUAACGAGAAGAAGUGCUCAUCCACCAAUCUCGAUCACGGUGUGUUGGCUGUUGGAUAUGGAUCUCAAGACUCAAAGGAUUAUUGGCUCGUCAAGAACAGUUGGGGAAUGAGCUGGGGAAUGCAGGGAUACAUUAUGAUGUCUCGAAACGUGAAGAACCAGUGCGGUAUUGCCACUGCUGCUAGCUUCCCUACCAUGUAA
Dreissena polymorpha is the source of this 744-nucleotide messenger RNA. RefSeq names its product procathepsin L-like. Gene Ontology annotation, molecular function: cysteine-type endopeptidase activity. Gene Ontology annotation, cellular component: lysosome. The record is from RefSeq and is a predicted model, not a curated record. The coding region runs from base 1 to 744 and encodes 247 amino acids. NCBI's taxonomy places the organism in Eukaryota, Metazoa, Mollusca, Bivalvia, Myida, Dreissenidae. The transcript has 6 exons.